UCAGCUUAGAUGUAAAUUUAAUAUGUAAAUAAAUAUUAUAUAAAAAUGAAUGGAAUUACUGGACAAUUUCGAAAAACAACAUGGGAUCCAAUACUUAUAAUAUCACAAAUUAUUGCGGUGCAAAGUGUUAUAUAUAGUAUUCUUGGCAUAUGGAUUAUAAUUAUUGCUACUCUAUUAGGUACCACGAAAUCACUAGAUUAUGUCUUCCAAUAUAAAGAAAUUCAUGUUCGUGAUUUUAGUGGAUACCUUGUAAUAAUCAUAUUUAUAUUUAAUUCUAUAAUUGGUUCAAUAGCAUUAUGGUAUUUGGUACAAAGGACAAAGCAAUGCAUGGAUUUUGCAUGUACAGCACAUUUGAUACAUCUUAUUUGCUGUUGGAUAUAUAAUGGUAAUUUUCCAAUAACUUUUAGUUGGUGGUGUUUGAACAUUGUUACUACAAGUAUAAUGUGUGUAUGUGGUGAGUUUUUGUGUAUGAAAACCGAACUUAAAGCAAUUCCUCUUGGCAUGAACAGUCAAAAAACAGCUUUAUAAACUUUUUUUAUAAAUUUUACUGACUUUUUAAAAAAUUUAAUAUUUAUAUAAACAAUA
Messenger RNA from Ceratosolen solmsi marchali, 585 nucleotides. It is a transcript of the gene Sys1, whose product is annotated as Sys1 golgi trafficking protein. The coding region runs from base 46 to 528 and encodes 160 amino acids. The record is from RefSeq and is a predicted model, not a curated record. The transcript has a single exon. Gene Ontology annotation, cellular component: trans-Golgi network; Golgi membrane. NCBI's taxonomy places the organism in Eukaryota, Metazoa, Arthropoda, Insecta, Hymenoptera, Agaonidae. Gene Ontology annotation, biological process: Golgi to plasma membrane protein transport; Golgi to endosome transport; protein localization to Golgi apparatus.